AUGAGCAUUUCUUGUUUUCCUUCCUUCCUUCCCCGCGCGUCUCCAGGCUGCACCGCUGCAGCUGCAGCUCCCAUGGAGCUCGCGGUGAGAGCCGCGGCAGCUUCCUGCUCCUCCUACCUGUCGCACCAUCCCCCGCGCGCCCUCGUCGCCGGCCGCCUAGGCCGCAGCUCCGGCCUGCCGCUGCCGGCUCGCCGCGUGGCCGUAGCCGCGGCAGCUAUCGCCCUCAACCCGUUUCAGGAGACCAAAACCGAGCAGAAUGACACUUCAGAAACUGAGGUGUUCGCUUGCCCUGUUUGCUAUGAACCGCUGAUAAGGAAAGGGCCGCCAGGCAUGAACCUGCCAGCGAUUUACAGGUCCGGAUUCAAGUGUACAAAAUGCAACAAGUCAUUCACCAGUAAAGAUGUCUUCUUGGAUCUCACUGUCACCUCAGGAAUGAAAGAAUACAGUGAACUCAAGCCUGCUAGAACCGAGCUGUUCAGGAGCCCGCUCGUCUCCUUUCUUUACGAGAGAGGUUGGCGUCAGAACUUCAAUCGGAGUGGCUUCCCUGGCCGCGACGAAGAGUUCCAAAUGGCUCAAGAUUAUUUCCAACCAGUCGCUGGAGGUAUACUUGUUGAUGUCAGCUGUGGCAGUGGCUUGUUUUCGAGGAAGUUUGCAAGCUCUGGGACAUACUCAGCUGUGAUUGCUUUGGACUUUUCUGAGAAUAUGCUCCGCCAAUGCUAUGACUACAUCAAACAAGAAGAAACUCCUAUGAACACGAACCUUGCACUUGUAAGGGCUGAUAUUUCGAGGCUCCCUUUUGCUUCAUGUUCAAUUGAUGCCAUUCAUGCUGGAGCCGCUAUACACUGUUGGCCAUCCCCAUCAAAUGCGAUAGCUGAAAUCAGCCGUGUGCUGAAGCCCGGCGGUGUAUUCGUAGCGACAACCUUCUUAUCCACCCCCACAAACAGCGGCCUGUUCUCUAUCGAUGCACUAAAGCCACUGAGACAGAUUGUUGGGCCAGUGAACAGCAGCUACAACUUCUUCAUGGAAGGGGAGCUGGAAGACCUGUGCAGAUCCUGUGGCCUGGUGAACUACAGCAGCAAGGUUCAGAGGUCAUUCAUCAUGUUCUCCGGGCAAAAGCCGUAG
Triticum turgidum subsp. durum (durum wheat) is the source of this 1122-nucleotide messenger RNA. The record is from the annotation of a GenBank genome assembly. Lineage: Eukaryota; Viridiplantae; Streptophyta; Magnoliopsida; Poales; Poaceae.